Bactrocera neohumeralis is the source of this 2803-nucleotide messenger RNA. RefSeq names its product septin-interacting protein 1 (gene sip1). Lineage: Eukaryota; Metazoa; Arthropoda; Insecta; Diptera; Tephritidae. Gene Ontology annotation, cellular component: U2-type post-mRNA release spliceosomal complex. Gene Ontology annotation, molecular function: nucleic acid binding. The record is from RefSeq and is a predicted model, not a curated record. Gene Ontology annotation, biological process: spliceosomal complex disassembly.
CUGUUGCGAAUGCAACGAUCAGCUGUUCCAGUAACAAAUCUCCGAUUUCACAUUUGUUUAACAUCUGAUUGUUUUUCGGGUUUUCUUUUAAAAAUUGCAGUCAAGUUUCUUUAAAAAUUAUAACAAAAAAAUUAAACCACCAGCGCCAUGUCGGAUAAUGAAUAUGAACGCUUUGAAAUAACAGAUUACGAUUUGGACAAUGAGUUCAAUCCCGGUCGCCGGCGGAAUCUGUCGAAAAAUCAACAAAUUUAUGGCAUUUGGGCCGAUGACAGUGACAAUGAUAGCGCAGAAGAGUCCAGUCGUCGUGGACGACGUGGCCGUGCCGGUCUUGGUGGCGGCGGUGGUGGUAGCAAAUCAAAAGAUUACACCGCACCAGUUAGUUUUGUCGCAGGUGGCAUACAACAAGCGGGCAAGAAAAAUAAAAAAGCUGAGAAAGAUACUGCUGAACAGCAAAUAACCGAUGAGGAAAGUGAUGAAGCAAAUGCGCGUCCCUCUUUCGGACGCAAACCAAAACAAGUGGAGGCUGCUGAUGGUGAUACCAGUGAUUCAGCAACCACUUCGGAUGAUGAUGAACGCUCACAAAAGCAGCGCGCUGAAAUUGGCAGACAACAGCGUAGUAAUAAUGCGCGGCAAAUGGGAAAUCCAAAUGUUGGCGCUUGGGAACAGCAUACACGCGGUAUUGGCGCUAAAUUGCUGCUGCAAAUGGGUUAUAAACCAGGUAAAGGUUUGGGUAAAGAUCUGCAGGGUAUAUCACAACCGGUGCAGGCACAUGUGCGUAAGGGACGUGGUGCAAUCGGCGCGUACGGACCAGAGGCGGCAGCCAGUGUGGGUGGUAAAGGGCCUGUGGUAAAGGAGGAUGAAGACGUGCGUGAAGCAAAAGAGUUCAAAGAGAAGCUUAAUAAAUGGAAGAAGAGCGGUGACACGCGUCAAGACAAGAGCAAGCGUUAUUAUUAUCGCUCCGUUGAAGAGGUGAUUGAAAAGGGCAAAAAGGGUAAUUUCAUGUUAUCAGAAAAAAUAAGCAAAAAGAUUGGCAAUGUUCCCGUCAUCGACAUGACUGGACCUGAGAAGCGUGUGCUGAGCGGCUAUCAUGCGCUGGGACAAGCAAAAGUUGCCGAAGAAGAACUCUACGACCUAGAACAAGCUGUGGCUAGCAGUAGCAUUACCGCCAAGAAAGGCAGCACAUUUGCCUUGCCCGAAUUGAUGCACAAUCUACAGCUGAUCGUGAAUAUGUGUGAACAGGAUAUAAUUUCGCUCGAUAAGGCAGAACGUGAGGCCACUGAUCGGCAGGAAGCACUAGAGCAUGAGCGCAAAAAUCUUGAAGAAAUCGUACACCUGGAAAAAAAUCACAUAGACACGCUCGAACAAGCGCUAAAACUUGUCGAAGAACUAACAAGCUGCAAUGAUAUGACACUACAGCGCGCAGAGCAAAUUUUCGUCACGCUACAGCACGACUACGCUGCCGAGUACAAAGAGUUCGCUUUAGGCGAUUUAGCAGCAGGGGUUAUUGCGCCACUCGUGAAGAUUACGCUGGAGAAUUGGAAGCCCAUCGAGCAGCCCACACAACAUGUGGAACUCAUUAAAAAGUGGCGUGGCAUACUGGAGUCGAAUGCUGAACCACAAAAUGAGUCGCGUAACAUUUUCGAUCCGUACUCAUCACUCGUCUGGGCUGGCGUUAUACCGAGUUUCCGCGCAUGCGCCGCCUCCUGGAAUCCAAAAUUGCAUCAACCCAUGGCUGCGCUACUCGACUGUUGGGCACCCCUAUUUCCCACAUGGGUACUCGAUUCCGUGCUCGAGCAGUUGGUGUUGCCGCAACUCAGUAACGGCGUACGCGAUUGGGAUCCACUCACCGAUACCGUCCCCAUACACAUUUGGAUACUACCCUGGAACAAUAUACUCGGCCAUAAAAUGGAGGAAUUCAUAUUUCCAACCAUACGCGAAAAAUUGGCCGCCGCUCUGCAAGCGUGGAUGCCACAAGAUCGUUCCGCACGCGCCAUGCUCACACCAUGGAAGGGCGCUUUCAACGACGUCGAAAUGCAACGCUUUCUCUCGCAACACAUUAUACCCAAACUGCAAUUGGUACUCAACGAGUUCAUUAUAAAUCCGCUGCAACAACAGCUGGAACUCUGGAAUCAAGUAUGGGAGUGGCAUGAACUUGUGCCCACGCCACAAAUGGCGCAAUUACUCGAUAAAUAUUUCUUUCCGAAAUGGAUGCAAGUGUUGGUGUUGUGGCUAAAUCAAUCGCCCGACUUUGCGGAAAUCUCACGCUGGUACACCGGCUGGAAGAGUAUGUUCUCCGAGGAGAUCUUACGUGAACCCGCCAUCAAGGAACAUUUGCGUCGCGCGCUUGAAAUGAUGCAUCGCGCUACCGACGUUCUAGCCCCGCCCACACUGUCGUCCAUACCAACACCCAUAUUGACGUCGACGCCACCGCCGCCACCACCACCCACAAUGUUGGAUAUGCAGAUGGUGCCGCCGGCGCAAUUGGAGUUCAAAGAGUUGGUCUCACAGAAGUGCGCCGAACGCGGCAUACUCUUUGCGCCGCUGCCAGGUCGUCGGGAGUUGGGCAAGCAGGUUUACCGUGUGGGCAAGCUGUACUGUUACAUAGAUCGCAAUGUUUGUAUGCUCAGCGAUGCCAGCAUGAAAAACUGGCUGCCCACAUCUGUGCAGCAGCUGUUAGAUCAUGCACUGUCUGCUUAGUAGGCGAUCUUAGCGCGCCAAAAAUAUCAAUUAAUCGUAAUUUUAGACUUUACUCAUACUUUAUUUAAUAAAUAAUUUGGCUAUAAUCGAGAAUUUACGAAAAUAA